CCGGUCCAAUCAUUCUCCCUUCGAAGCCAUGGUGCAGCUGUCAGUGCCAUGGACUCCAAUACCUCGUCAGGGGCCACCUUCAUUUCAGCUGACUCCGAUGGGUGGGUAAUUUGGUGGAACAUUAGCAUAAAAAGGCCUAUUUUGAAGUGGAAAGCUCAUCAGAGUAAGAUCAUCAGUGUCAAACUAUUAGGGCAUGAAAGGGUAAUUACACAAUCAAGGGACUCUAGUGUUAAGAUUUGGCAGCUCGGUCAUUCUUCGGACCCUACAAUGGACCCUAUAAUAGAGGUACCCAUUAACUCAUUAAACUUCUGCAACGUUGAAUUCCAUGAGCCUAUACUAUUCACACCAGCAACUAUUGACUCAAACAAUUUUGACAUGUACAAGCUUCAAGUUUCCAAAGAUGGAUAUGAAAUUUCAAGAGUAAUUGCUAACUACAAUGUGCAUGAGUUGUAUUCUCGCCAAAGUCCAGUAAUAGAUAUACCUUCAGAUCCUGAACUUGCCAGGUCAGGUUUUGGUAUCAUAAUGAGAAUGGUAUUCAUUGAAGAAGAGAGUAACCUCUUCCUUGGUUUUGAGUCGGGUCACGUCAUUGGCGUACAUAUCGACUUUCAAGAGUCAGUAGAAAAUGUCAAGUCAAAUGAGAGGACUGUAAUCAACAAAGAUCCAAAACUAAAAUUAAUAUAUUCUGAUUCUUCACACUCACCUAAUCCAAUAAUCACACUUGUCCACCUGAACAAUCGCAUCAUAUCAGGAUCUACGAAUAAGAAACUUGUGAUACAUGACUACAUAUCGAGUCGACAACAGGUGAAAAAGUUGUCGAAUGCAGGAAUUGAAUCCAUUUGCCCACAUGGGGAUGGUAUUAUUGUUGGAUUUUGGAAUGGAGUCAUAGAGGGAGUAAGAUUGGAUUCCGAUGAUCACAUUUUCGAAUUCAAAAGAAGCCUUCCCCAAAUUAAUUUGACGGAAUCAAAUUCAACCUCAGUCAACGAAACUUCACAGGAAAAAAGAAAUGCAAUUCGCCUUUCUUGCAUUCAAUCAAUUAGCAUACCUAGCACGAAGAGCACAAAUCUUUCUUAUAAAGAUAUGGUUAGGGCUAGAAGGUCUGGUCUUGGGCGGCCAUUAAUAUUAGCUGGUUACGAAGAUGGGACAAUAGUUGCAUUU
Molecule: messenger RNA, 1155 nt
Organism: Suhomyces tanzawaensis NRRL Y-17324
Lineage: Eukaryota; Fungi; Ascomycota; Pichiomycetes; Serinales; Debaryomycetaceae
Exons: 1
Molecular function (GO): protein binding
Source: RefSeq, a predicted model, not a curated record